Messenger RNA from Caenorhabditis bovis, 270 nucleotides. The record is from the annotation of a GenBank genome assembly. NCBI's taxonomy places the organism in Eukaryota, Metazoa, Nematoda, Chromadorea, Rhabditida, Rhabditidae.
AUGAAAUUCGUAAUUGUUCUUCUGGCGUUGAUUUCCAUCGCAGCGUGUGUUGAUAUCGCCAAUUUAAAUGAUACGAAGCCAACUUGUAAAGAAAAUGAGCAGGUGAUGGAAUGUGGGACUGCUUGCGAGCCAUCAUGCGAAGACCCUGACCCGGUCUUCUGCACCAAACAAUGCUUGGUGAACGUGUGCCAGUGCAAGAAAGGAUUCGUGCGAGAUCCAGCAUCCAAAGAAUGCGUCAAGCUUGAUCAGUGCCAAAAGACCGUGAAUUAA